GCGGGGGGAGAUGAGAUGGAAAAUUGGCAGCCACAUAAUAUUUGUUAUGAUGUAGGCAUAAAAUAUACAUACAUCGAUGGAUGAGAGUUGAGAGGAGAAUGGAGGAAAGCGCAGCAACACCGCUAAUCUUCAAUGGCUUUCGCUGCCAGCGCAGCCGCCAAUAACAUCCAUCCUGCUUUUUCUCUCCCAAUCACACCAGAAUUGAAGCAGAUGAGCUGCUGAUGCAGCUUGCUAUUAUUAUUAUUAUCUAGUAAAUAUGAAUACUACUGGUAAUAUUAAUAUUAAUAUUAGUAUUCCCCCUUCUUCUCCAAGGCUACCCAACUCCUUGAUUCCGCAUAAUACUAGUCAUGCUCCUCCGCAAUAUUUCAAAAAGAAGAGCAGUAAUGGCAGUUUUCAAUUGCUGAGCACCACCUCCAAAUUGUCUGCCAUUCAAUGUAGCCAAAGCAGCAGCAGCGGUGGCCUUUUGGCUACGCCACCCACAUCCCUCACAAACGGUUGGGCAGAGUUUGCAAAUAAGGUGAGUGGUGAGUGGGAUGGAUUCGGAGCAGAUUUCACGGAGCAAGGGAAGCCAAUGGAGUUGCCCGAAUGUGUUGUCCCUGAAGCCUACAGGGAGUGGGAAGUGAAGGUGUUUGAUUGGCAGACUCAGUGCCCCACGCUCGCUCAUCACUCCAAUUUCUCUUUCGACUACAAGUUGAUUCGCCUGCUUCCUACUGUGGGCUGCGAAGCCGACGCAGCCACAAGGUACAGCGUCGACCACAGGACCAUCACUACUCCUUCUUCUUGUACCGCUUUUGCAUAUCAUCCUACCACCGGAUGCUAUGUUGCUGCCUGGGCUGCUUCUACAUUGGAGCUGGAAUUGGAGCAUUGCUUGAUUGACCCUCGAGAUAAGGAGUCUAGAGUUCGAAUCAUUCAAGUCCUCCGCUGCUUAUUACGCUUACGCGGUGAUGAUGAUGAUUCUAACCCAACCCCAACCCCAACCCCAACCCCGGUGCUGGAAUUGCAGACUGUUAAGGUAUUCCGCGAGCAGUGGUACGGCCCAUUCCGUGACGGGGACCAGCUGGGUGGCUGCGCCAUUAGAGACUCCGCAUUUGCAUCUACUCCGCCUUUGGACGCUUCCCAGAUCAUUGGUGUUUGGGAAGGCCCCAUAGCCACUGCCACCUUCCUUAACUCUCCUUCUCCUCCUCCGAAGAAUGUUAUCCCCCAACAACUCAACCACUGCUCAACAAUGGUUACAGUUCGAGACGAAGCACCCAAUCUGGUAUUGCUCCCAAACCAACUUUGGUGCUGCUUAAAGGACACCGAGAUUAGCGGGGAAACUUGCUGUGAAGCCGGAUGGCUGUUGGAUAAAGGAAGCCUCAUCACCUCCAACUGCAUCUUCUCCAAAACAGGGGACUUGAAGCAAGUUGCAAUAGCGUAUCAACAUGCAACUCAACCACAGUAACAUGCCAAACAAGUUGCACAGAGAUCUCAUGCUGUGGCCCUAGCUUGGAUGCACAUACAACCUUGCUUGCUUGCUUAUUCAUUUCUUUCAGCUUUCCUUUCUUGCAUACCAUAAACUUUAGAAUGGAAUGUAACAUCAAAAUCACUGGUUGAUUGGAUUGUAUGUAUAUAUGAAUAUGAAUAUGAAUGCGUGGGUGUAUGACUGAAAUACUUAUUUAGUAUGAUGAACAAA
This is a messenger RNA of Ipomoea nil (Japanese morning glory), 1672 nucleotides long. RefSeq lists its product as uncharacterized. The record is from RefSeq and is a predicted model, not a curated record. Lineage: Eukaryota; Viridiplantae; Streptophyta; Magnoliopsida; Solanales; Convolvulaceae. The coding region runs from base 257 to 1441 and encodes 394 amino acids. The transcript is spliced from 4 exons.